UAUAAGAUGAGAGCGAUGGACUUGUUGUGACAUUACCCUUGACUAGCUUCGAUCAGGCAACAAAUCAAACACCUUAUCGAUGAAAACAAGUGUCUGAUCAAGAUUUACACGCUAUACGAUGGCUGAUUUGUUCGGCAUGGGCGAGAAAAUCGAGGAUUAUCAGGUUUUGAAUCUCCUGGGGAAAGGUGGAUUUGCCUGUGUGUACCGAGCAAUUUCCAAUAAGACAGGACAAGAAGUAGGAAUUAAAAUGAUUGACAAGAAACUAAUGAAAGCUGCUGGAAUGGUUGCUAGAGUGAAAAAAGAAGUAGAAAUUCAUUCCAGAUUAAAGCACCCUUCAAUAUUAGAGCUGUAUAAUUACUUUGAGGAUAGCCAUUAUGUGUACUUGGUUCUGGAGUUAGGUCACAAUGGGGAACUGCACAGAUAUUUGAAGAAUAACUGUAAAGUGCUAACUGAGGAUGAGGCUCGCCAUUUCAUGAAGCAAAUUGUCCAGGGAUUACUUUACCUUCAUUCACACGGCAUUCUUCACAGAGACCUGACUUUGGCUAAUCUGUUACUUACUCGAGAUAUGAAUGUCAAAAUAGCAGACUUUGGUCUGGCUACUCAACUCAGCGUACCAGAUGAGAAACACUUCACCAUGUGUGGCACACCAAACUAUAUUUCACCUGAAGUGGCCAUGAGGACAGCUCAUGGUCUGGAGGCAGAUGUCUGGUCCCUAGGCUGUAUGCUAUACACCUUCCUGGUGGGGAAACCCCCUUUUGAUACAGAUGCUGUGAAGAGCACCUUGAACCGAGUGAUAUCAGCAGAGUAUGAGUUACCAGAUCACCUUUCACCAGAGGCAAAAGAUCUUAUCCAGUCAUUACUGAAGAAAAAUCCCAAGGAACGUCUUUCUUUGGGAGGCUUUAUGGACCAUCCUUUCAUGACCAAAGAAGUAGAUUUUAAAAAUAAUUCAAAUCAGCAUUCUGUGGAGGCUUCCAUGGACAGUGGGAGGGGCACGAUGGCCACAACAACAUCAUCAUCCAGAGUGACCACUUACAGCAAACCUCAGCCUGUCAUGGCAUUCCCCUUUAAAGACUGGCAGAAUCAACUUCCGGUGAAGAAAGACACAGAUCACACAGGGAGCUCAAAUGGAUCAUGUGAAUUCAAUGUGUUUCACAAGCGAGUGAAGCCCCCCAGCCCUCACACUCACCGCACAGGCCGACAACCUCCGUCUCCACCGGUCAGACUGCGAGACAGUGAGACAACUGAACUGAAGAGACACAUAUCAAGAUCCACAGGUCAGUUGCAUAAGGAGGGCCUGACUGACCCCACCCAGCCAAGAUCACAGGCCCCACACCGAUGCUUCCAGAGACGCCCUGCUUCGGCAGAUUACAGACUCAGAAAACCCAGUGUAGAUGCCACCCAUGCCCAGCCGACCCAUGCUGCCGAGUUUGACCCCUCUAAGUACCAGGAUGGGUCACAUACCCCCAGCUCUUCUGGAUGGUCGUGUGGAUCGUAUCAGAGUGGUCACCACCACAUGAGGACGAGUCCUGCUCACAGGGCUGCCUCCGAUACCAGCAGCUCCAAACAUUACUCAGGAGUCUCCUCCCAGGACAGUGAUGAAUAUUGCCUUGAACCAACCAAACGCGUGCUCCAGUUCAACCCAGAGUUGUCUCCCCCGAUGAGAGAUUGUCACCAAAACCACUGGAGUCAGAGGUCAGACUCUGCUCCCUCAGAAUCUGGCAGCAUUAGUUCUCAUGGGGAAUUUACCCACACACAUCCACAUGCUGCUAACCACCACUACCCAGAUACACGGCACAAUCUCUAUCAGCAAGCCUUCCAGCACCAGACCAGUGUGGAUGACACCCGCUCACAGAGCGACACAUCUAAGGGCUCUGACACUCUCAGUGCCUCGGAAUCCAAUCCUCAGUUUUUACAGACAUGGCCCCGCUCCACAGAGGCCUGUGGACAGUUUAACCCUAAUCAUUGGCAGACACAAAAUAGGAGCCCAACCAAAACUUGCCAGUCCUUACAUGAGAAUUCAGCGGUGAAAGAGGUACAGGAGGUCCGCCAGGCACAAGCAGCUUGUGUCAGCAGUGGAAUUCGCAAGGUUGUCUCCCCUGUUGAGUCGGUGCGGUUACGUCCCAUUCGACAGAGAACAAGAAAUGCCAUUGUGAACAUCAUGGAGAAUGGUGAAAUUUGCCUUGAGUUCCUGCGAGUGAAGGAUAAAGAGGAGCGGGUUAUUGAAGUGUUUCAUAUCUCAUCUGAUGGCUUACAGGUGGCUGUAUUUCAGCCUGGUUCAAGUCGGGGAGUUGUUGUUGGUGACAAACCAAUUCCUGUCUCUCCAAACUGUAAAAGGUUCACGUUUGACAAUCUCCCACAAAAGUACUGGAAGAAAUACCAGUAUGCAGCAAGAUUUGUGAGCCUGGUAAAGUCAAAGACUCCCAAAGUGACAUUGUACACCAAACGAGCCAAGUGUAUGUUGAUGGAAAAUACACCUGACGCAGACUUUGAGGCAGUGUUUUAUGAUGGUGCCAAAGUGAGUGCUAAUUCCAAACACAUUCGCAUCAUCGAAAAGACUGGAACCUCAUUGGUUUUGGAAAGUGAACAAAAUCAACAGCAUUUAACUGAAAAUACCAAAAGUAUGUUGGACUACGUUAAAAAGUGUCAGAAGCAGUGUACAGACCUAGAGGCAGUUCUCACCACCACACAGGCACAUUGUGUUCUCAAGGAACAGAUGUUCCCCAUAAUAAUUGGAAGGCGACCAAGCUCUGUGUCAUUAAGCCCCACCAAAACUGGAUGCAGCGUUCCUCAGAGCUCACCCACAGUUGUUACAUCUCCUAAUCCACCCACGAUGUCCUCCUUUGAUGGGACGGUGUUAUCGGCCGCGUCGUGCAGAACAGCUGGUCAGUCAUCAGUAUCAAGUCAGAGCUCCCAAGCCUCCAAACGAGAUCUCACUAGGCAGGUCUAUGUCAACAACAUAGGCUGGGCUGUACAGCAACCAAAUGGUGAAAUCUGGGUGCGGUUUAACGAUGGUACGCAGAUCGGUGUGAAAUCCUCAGUGACCUGUAUCAAGUAUGUGGAUCAGCAAGGAAACCUUCACAGGUUUCAAGAAACAGAUAUGUUACCAGAGACAGUGAAGAGAAAGUUGGAGAAAUUACCAGUUGUCCUGGAACAUUUGCUGUCUGUGGGAGCCAUAAGAAACAGUUCUCAGUAGUUAUUCUCAACUCUCUUGUAUAAGUCAAUUCAUAAUUGACUCAAAGGGCAGCUAUUUUGCUAUCUGUGAUAUUUUCAAAGUGUAGUUAGACUUUUACGAAAUUAGCAUCAAUACAAGUUCCUAUUCACUUUUGUUCAGAUGAGUAUUAUUUACAGCUAGUGCUUUAACCAGUAAUUUUGCACAGAAUGUAAUAUAUAUUUUAAUUCAAAAAUAUUUUCACCUUGUACAUUUGUAAAAAUCAUAAAGUACUAAAUUUUUAAGAUGAUUAAUUUUUGAGAAGUUUUAAUUUUCAAAUUUUUAAAAAAUUCCAUUUCUAUCUCAUUGUUUCCUCUCACUUCAUCUCUCACAUCAUUCUACUGAUAAUUGGACACCUAUUUUUAAUGGCAUAAGGCAUGCUUUUUUUAUAAACUAUUUCUCCCAUUUUCAUUCAACUUGGGCAUUAUUGAGUUUUCAGUCAUGUAUUAAGGCAAUUUGGUGCAAGAGAAUGGCCUGCAUUUUAUUUGUUUUUGUCUGACUUUAUCCAGCUGAUCCCAGUUAACAGCUCCUUCCAGAUGUUAUUUUCAUGUAUUUCAUCUUACUUUCGUCAGCAUCAUCAAUUUCGGAGGAAGGAGCUGAUUAUAGCUGAAACGUGUAGUCAUUUACAUAAUUUACACUAUGAAGAUUUUUGAACAUAUAUUGAUGUUAUGUGAAAAUUUAUUUAGCUAGACGGAUAGCUAUUGUUUUACCUUUGAACUACACUGAAAAUGCUCAAA
This is a messenger RNA of Liolophura sinensis, 3945 nucleotides long. RefSeq names its product serine/threonine-protein kinase PLK4-like. Lineage: Eukaryota; Metazoa; Mollusca; Polyplacophora; Chitonida; Chitonidae. Gene Ontology annotation, biological process: protein phosphorylation. Gene Ontology annotation, molecular function: ATP binding; protein kinase activity; protein binding. The record is from RefSeq and is a predicted model, not a curated record. Gene Ontology annotation, cellular component: nucleus. The transcript has 18 exons. Bases 119 to 3193 code for a protein of 1024 amino acids.